Molecule: messenger RNA, 2614 nt
Organism: Eriocheir sinensis (Chinese mitten crab)
Lineage: Eukaryota; Metazoa; Arthropoda; Malacostraca; Decapoda; Varunidae
Product: keratin-associated protein 5-1-like
Exons: 12
Coding region: 78-1670 (530 amino acids)
Source: RefSeq, a predicted model, not a curated record
ACAGUCUACCUGUCCUACGGUAGCACAGGUAGCAGCUCACUUCUUCCACCUGCACUUCCACCACCACCACUGACAACAUGAAGCUCAGACUCCUGUUGGUGCUACUCCUUGUGGGGCUGCUCGGGGCAGUGGCAGAGGACCAACAAGAAGCAGAGGACGCAGGGGAUAUUGACACCCCGGAUGCUGCCGCCGAGACGAGGGGUGAGGUGAAGGCUGACGAUGACGAUGAGGACUCGAGUGAUGAGGACGAGGAUGAAGAUGAGGAGUCUGAUGAAGAUGAGAGAUCUGAUGAAGAUGAAGAUGAAGACGGGGAAGACGAGACUCCAGGCGCCGGUGAACUGCCAAACAUUAGAGAAACCGGAGCGGAACAGAAAGAGGGUAACGCUGACCUAGAAAACCCACAAGGUGAUGCCCCACUCAGCGACAGAACCGUCAGUCACUUAAGCUUCGGAAAAUGCAUCCCGACUAGCAAUUGCCAGAGUGCCAAUGGUCACUGCCGGUCCGAGGGGUGCAGCAAGUGGGAGGACGAGAUUCCCAACGGAUGCAGCGGAAACUACUGCUGGUGCUGUGCCCCCAAGAAGGAACCAGAGUGUAAAACAGACUAUCGAUGCGCUAACGAAGGUGGUAUCUGCAAGUCCAAGUGUGCCACCGGGGAGGUCGUCAACGUGUGGGGCAUCUGUGACGGCAAGGGCUGCCAAUGCUGCACGCCCAGCAAGCCAGAAUGCGUCACCGACUUCUACUGCCUGAACAAGGGAGGCAAGUGCAAGGACAAGUGUGCCUCUGGCGAACAAGACAUCAAGCAACACUGCUCCGGGAGUGGCUGCUUCUGCUGUGCCCCGAUUGUUGAGAAGUGCAAGACCAAUGAAAAUUGCAAGUGGAAAGGAGGCGAGUGCAAGGAGAGGUGCAGCUUCUACGAGGAGGAAAUUCAGAACGUGUGUGACGGCAAGAACUGUUGGUGCUGCAUCCCCAAGAAGGAAGAGAAGUGCGUGGCCGACUACAAGUGCAAGAACGCCGGAGGGUCUUGUAAGGCGAAGUGUGACCCCAACGACAAGGAGAUUAUUGGCGGCUGCUACGGGAAGGACUGCUGGUGCUGCGUGCCCAAUAAGUGUGUGGACGAGUGGUGCAGUAAGUCCGGCGGCGUGUGCAAGGAGCGGUGUGGCAGCACCGAGGAGGAGAUUAACGGGGCUUGUAAGGGACCCAACUGCUGGUGUUGUACCCCCAAGGUGGAGAAGUGCCGCAGGCUGAAGAAGUGCAAGAGUAAGGGAGGCAAGUGCAGGGAAAAGUGCCAGAUUCAUGAGAGGCCUAUCAGGAACGGUUGUGAGGGCAAGGACUGCUGGUGUUGUGCCCCCAAGCAGUGCAAGAGCAACAACCGCUGCGACAAGUACAAGGGUGUGUGUGGCAAGACGUGCGACCUCGCGAAGGAUCAGAUCAUCAAGAACGGUUGCUUCGGAUCCGGCUGCGAAUGCUGUGCCCCGAAAGGUUGCCAAAUCAAGGGCGGUUGUGCGCGUUACGGAGGUGUGUGUCGCUCUGACGGUUGUCGCUAUGGAGAGAAGGCUGACCCGUAUGGCGGCUGUUUAGGCAAGGGUUGUACCUGCUGCAUCCCUGAGAAGGAGUAUGGGCAUUAUGUAAAGGACCGCGUUUUGGAUACUGAGGAAGGUGACGACUACUAAGCCAGUCAAUGCAAACACCUGCCACUCCUUACCUAUCAACGGUAACAUCUGUCAUCUGCUACCUUUACACCACCUGCCAAUUAGUUCCCGUCUCUAACACCUGGAACUGGUAUACCACCUGCAGUGUUGAAUUUCCCACCUGUAAUUUGCAAACACCUGAGAUUUACCUGGCCAAGUGAUUUUUCCUUUUUCUCAAUUUUGUAGCUUUGUUUAUAUUCCACUUUGGGUAGUUUUUGAUGUUGGUUGCGAUCCUUUUUAAAGUAGUUAGAUCAUUCGUUAAAGUAGUGGCAAUACUCUUCUGUUUUAGUGCAGCAUUUGUUUACAUUUUGGUUGCUUGAAGUGGUUAGCUAUCGUAUUCAUCUUUAAAUAAUUGAUACGACUUUUAUUGGUGAUUUUUUGGAGUUAAUUCAGCAACAUUUAUUAUCGUUUCAAAGUAGUAGUAGUGAUGUAGGAAGGUGAGGGUUGUUGUUGCUGUUGCUGUUGUUGUAGUAAAGGCUGGCAGGUUAAUAAAAUAGUUCAAUUAGUUUUCAUUUACUAGUUCAUUUAUUUUGUCUAUUAUUUUGUUUCUUUGAUAUAAUUGGAUUAUUUAACUUUUUACGUCAUAAUCUACUUCUCUUUUUGCUUGCCGUAUUUGACUUCAUCACAUUUCUUUAUUUCAUUUUUAUCCAUUAUCCUUUUAUCUUAAGUUAUUCUUUAUCUAUCUUCCUCCAGUCUGUGUCUAUUUAUUUAUUUACCUAUCUCCAUCAAUAUACCUGUAUUUACCUACCUACCUAUCUAUCUAUAUUUAUAUCUUAUCUAUCUACUUAUUAUGUCUUCAAAUAUUGAUCCAUUAUGCAGACCCGCUUUUUAUUAUUUUUUAUUAUUUUUAAUAUUUUUAUUUAUAUUAUAAUUUUUCGGCUUUCCAUGAUUGCUUUGGUUAAUAAAUUCUGUCCUUGGCCAAUAUA